AUGGCUGCGGUAUCCCUCACGCCGCCCUCCCCCACAGGGCCCUCCAACGCCGCCCUCCGCUCCAGGCUCGCCUCCCCCACCAUCUCCCGCAACCCCUCUUCCUCCUCCGUAUCCUCCACCUCCUCCAUCCAGGCCGCCCCCAUGCGCCCGCCUCCUCCAGAGACGAGGACAGCCGCCACCGACAAGUCGCAGAUGGGCAGCCGAAAUGCCAGCGACGCCGAAGACGAUGCGCAUUAUGACGGUCCCAGGACUGGACCCGCAGGCGGAAGAGGCGGCGGGUGGACACGAAAUGGUCCCCGGACCGUGACGAGCGCUGCAAACCUCAGCCAAAGUCCUCAGCCUCGAUAUCCCAUUCCGCCCUCCAUUAUUACCUCCUCGGCGUCUCCAUCUCCGAUCCUGACGAACCGCUCCAGGCCAAGACACGAAGGCGCUGGCGGAUCACCUACGACUCCUCGGGGGGCAUCUUUUGCCGCGGCACCGGAUGCGACGUUGGAUGGCUCUGCACCUUUGAGGGUAACCAUAUCUAUUGAUCCUGAAGACCCUCACAACCAUACGCGCCAUCCGGGAUCAGGUGCCGCAUCGCCUCUUGACACUCGUGGGCGCUUGACUGCCCCUUCGUCCCCUGUCAAUUCGAACCGCCCAUUGGACGGCAAGCCCCGUACUCUCUCUGUUGAUGCAGGGACCAGCAGGUCCCAUGGCAACAGGAGUCGUUCCCAAGGCCGCGAUCGACGACAGUCGCAUUCCUCCAAUGGCUCCGGCAGCCACAAACCUGGUCCAGAAGACUGGAUCAAAGAGGAAGAAAUCGGGAGUGGGGCAUUCUCCACUGUCUACCGGGUCGCCCCCGCACACGAAGCGACAUUUCCAACCUCGCCGCGCCCUCCGAAAAAGUACGCCAUGAAGGUCAUUGACCAAUCCUUCCUCGUCAAACACAAAAAAGUCAAAUACGCCAUGGUCGAACGUGAUGCCAUGAUUCGAAUCUCUGAACCUAUACCGAUGAGGGGGCACCGAAGAGGAAUCUCGAGCUCCUCCAGUGCAGGAAACAGUUCCAGCACGACCGUCAAACCCAGAAAAUCUUCCGUCAACAUCAUCGCUCCUCCAUCUCCCAACCUCUCUGGUCAUACAUUGACUGGGACAACACCCACCAGCGGCGGCAAGAGCCAUUCUCGCGAUCGUCUUUCCAUCGCAACAACAUCCAGUGCCGGCUCGUCCCCCGUUCUCGCUGCUUCCACCGGGACCAACGCCCAGCCGUCUCCUGGUAGCGGCAAGGCUCUUGCUGGCAGGCGACCUAGCAGGUCUGCCGAUCCUCCCGAGAUGGUUCCAGAGGUGAACGAGGUGCUACUGCCCACUCCCAUCAUCUCCGAAAUGGAAGGCAGGUCAAUGCCACCUUCUCCUGUGCGAGAAGAAUCUGCAGAAGGUCACGAGUCGCUCCACGACAGUCCGCAGGCAUUGCAAAACCCAGUCGUAGAGCUUGGCCCUGCCUUGCCCUCUCUUCCCCCGAGUGCCAUGGAUUCUCGCUCCUCUUCUUUGGCCACUUCCGACGCACCUCCUCUGACCCCCGGUGCCCGUCCCCCGCGAACGCCAAAGAAGAGGAGGCAGUCUCUCGCUACCUCUGAAAAGUCUGCCAAGUCUACUCAGACCGUUGUGCCAUCUGGCCGUGCGAGGCAGCAUCCUGGGUUUAUCAAGCUUCAUUCGACCUUUAAUGACAGAGUCGCUCUUUACUUUGUGAUGAGUCUUGCAGCGCAAGGCGACAUGUAUGGCUUGAUCAGGAAGUGGGGGUCUUUCGACAUCAACACUGCCAGAUACUAUGCGGCGCAGAUGGUGGACAGUUGCGAGUUUAUGCACCAGGUCGGUGUCAUCCACCGUGACCUCAAGCCUGAAAACAUCCUUAUCGAUGACGAUCUCCGUACGAAGAUAUCCGACUUUGGUAGUGCCAAAAUCUUUAUCGAUCCUCCCCAAGCAUCGAAAGAUAUCGACAAAGAAGAGCAAGGGAGCAAGAGGUCUUUUGUGGGGAGUGCGGACUAUGUCAGUCCCGAGGUCCUCAGAGAUGAUCCGGCGGAUACUGCCGCCGAUAUCUGGGCCAUUGGUGUCAUCCUUUACCAGAUGAUUGCUGGCAAGACGCCUUUCAGGGGUGCCACAGACUAUCUCACGUUCCAAAGGGUACUCAGGAAGGAGAUGGAGUGGCCUGAAGGGUUCGACGAGGACGCAAAAGACAUGAUCGACUCCAUCUUUAAUAUUUCUCCCGCCAAUCGACCGACUGCCACGGCUCUCAAAUCCCACCCGUUCUUCAAAACCAUUGAUUGGUCUACCAUCUGGACUUGUCCUGUUCCCGAUAUCCAAACGGGUAUGCGCGCCCCCACUGCCACUCUCGCAAACGUCGACAUGAACGACAUCUUUGGCGGCGUGUUUGAUGAUGACGGAGACGGCUUCGAGUACGAGUAUGAUGAUGUCGAACCCGGCAUUGACCAUCAUACUGGGCUGAGGCACUCACCAUUCUACGACGCCGAGUCUGCCGCCCGAGCUGUCGAUAGCUUCGACAACCCUGAUCAUCGCAACGUCUACACCCCCACAAACUCAAACCAGCUCGACCCGCCCCGUCCUACCUACGCCUACAACACCAGCAAACCUCUUCACUCUCGAGACAGCAGCGAGGCGAGCAAGAAGGGUAACGGGAGGAAGCUUGGGAAGGGGCGAGGAUUGAGUCAUGGGAGUGAGAGUUCGGGGAUGACGAGGAAUACGCUUGCGGCGUGGUUGGAUAGUUUGAGGUUUGAGAAGAAGGCGGGACUGCAUGGGAUGCGUCGAACGAGUACGAGUGGGUUCCCAGAGCAUUUGCAUGGGCAGAAGCCCGACCAAGGUGUGGGACGUGGUCUCUGGGGUGUAGAGCCUUUGAGUGACGAGGAGAUCAACAAAUGGGCACCAUAUCUUCACCCCAAUGAGAAUAUACUCUGUACCAACAGGUUGGACACUCGCGCUGUCAAUUCACGUCUCCCUGCCUUCACCGGGUCCUGGAAACCGAGGCAGGUGUUGCUUACAGACUUUCCUCGCCUAGUUUUCAUCAAAGCCGAUGAGGAUCCCGCCGAAGAGGGCGAGCUCUUGACCAAAGGCAAGAGUAAAGAGAAGAAGGAGAGGAGGGAGAGGGAGAGGGAAGAGAUGAAGCUUUCCAGGGGCGAGGCUGUCUUUGGGGACAAGGGGUCACUUGCGACGAAGGUGUCCAGUGUGGUCUCCAAGAACACAAGGACCUUGGUGGUCUAUACGGCUGCUGUCGACUUUUGGGUCCAUCUCGAAGACGCCGAGCAGAGAGACCAGUGGGCCAAUGUCCUUCGUCGACUCGACGAGUAUAUGCCUCUUCGCUUCGUGGAUUGA
This is a messenger RNA of Cryptococcus wingfieldii CBS 7118, 3360 nucleotides long. Its product is annotated as AGC/PDK1 protein kinase. The coding region runs from base 1 to 3360 and encodes 1119 amino acids. Gene Ontology annotation, biological process: peptidyl-serine phosphorylation; intracellular signal transduction. Gene Ontology annotation, molecular function: ATP binding; protein serine/threonine kinase activity. The transcript is spliced from 7 exons. The record is from RefSeq and is a predicted model, not a curated record. NCBI's taxonomy places the organism in Eukaryota, Fungi, Basidiomycota, Tremellomycetes, Tremellales, Cryptococcaceae.